Molecule: messenger RNA, 2402 nt
Organism: Capsaspora owczarzaki ATCC 30864
Lineage: Eukaryota; Filasterea; Ministeriida; Capsasporidae
Exons: 10
Coding region: 176-2143 (655 amino acids)
Biological process (GO): regulation of GTPase activity
Source: RefSeq, a predicted model, not a curated record
UUUUUUUUUUUUUUUUUUUUUUGUUUUUUCAUCACUACAACACUCAUUGGGAACAGGAGACACACCCGUUUUUCGCUGCUCGGUUUCACUGUUAAAAUCAAGCCAAACUCAAACACUCGUGUCGACGCCUUUCCCGUUUUGUUCCGUGGACGCACGCGCUGUCUGAACUCGAGCCAUGUCGCUACUACGACAAGACAACACGCUGUUUGUCAAUGUCAUUGAGGGCAAGGGCAUGCGUAACGGCGAGGUCAAGGACGCCUACUGCACGAUUCGCUUUGACGACCCCAAAGACCUGGUGCGAACCCAGACCCAAUACGGAACUCCGACUCCGGUUUGGGGUGAAGAGUAUCACUUCGAGGUCUAUCCGAACUUUCAAGAACUCUGCCUCGUUGUGUUUGAUCAUCCAGACUCUAGCAAAGCGGACGGUCGACCUGUCGGCAAGGUUUGCGUCUCAAAACAGGCUUUGCGGGCCGACCCGCAGGAAUGCGAGCAGUGGUUUCCAAUGACUCGUGUUGAGGACUACCACACCCCUGGCAAGGUCCAAGUGCAGGUUCUGAAGCGAAAAAGCAAGAACGGUGUUGACAUUGACGUUGGCAUUUUGGAGCUUCGAGCUUUGGAUGGCGCCCAGCUUUACGACACUUGCAGCACUUAUUUCGAAGUGGCCCUCUUCCGACGAAACCAGCGAGUGUCCAACAAGCUCCGCACUGCCACCGCCAAGCACAUUCCUCAAUCGUACAUUAACGAAACAUUCGAAUUCCACGUUCCAGAUGACACUGGAAUUGAAGUCAAAAUCUUGUAUUACAAGUACCACCGCUGGCGGCCGAAUGGGAUGCUUGGACGAUGUGUUGUGCCCUUGAGUCAGAUUCCGUUGAAGGUGCCGCUCACCGCGUUUUACGACUUGGAACCCAAGUCUUCCCCUGAAAACAACGAGCUAGGCCUGCUCAAGUUCAAGUACAAGUACACGGAGGAAUUCAUUCUGCCACUCCAAGAGUACGAGGAACUGCUGGACUUGCUUCUCGAUGAGCAGCUUGCCGUGAUUAUCGCGCUGGGAAAGCUCGCAACGGAUCGCGAGGACGUUGCGCGCACUCUGCUGCGCAUUUUUGACGGCAAGACCGUGACACCAAAGUACGUGCGACUCAUGUACAUGCUGGAUAUCAAGCACACUGUUGCGGCCAACGACGUCAAUUUGCUCUUCCGUGGCAACUCGAUUGGCACCAAAACGGUUGAAAUGUACAUGAAGCUCGUUGGCCAGCAGUACUUGACCGCCGUUCUCAAGCCGUUGAUCAAGGGCAUCUACGACUGCCCUCAAUCGUGCGAAGUCGACCCUACCAAGCUUGCGCCAGGCGAAGACCUUGCGGCAAACCAAGAGCAGCUCCGGAAGCAUCUCAGCCACUGCUUUGAGGUCAUUUUCGCCUCCAAGGACCGAAUCCCGCCUCGCUUCCGCGAACUCUUCCACGAAAUGCGAAAGACGGUCGCGGCUCACUUUUCCGAGGCGCGCGUGCCCAUGCAUGCUGUCAGCGGCUUUUUGUUCUUGCGCUUCUUCUGCCCUGCGAUUCUUUCGCCAAAGAUUUUCAAGGUUCACGAUGACCAUCCGAACAAAACUGCCAAACGCGCACUCGUUCUUGUCGCCAAGCACAUUCAGCGCCUUGCGACGCUCACUGAAGGCAGUGUGGGCAAGGAGGACUUGCUCCGCGAGUCUGAGGAGGUUCUCGAAUCGCAGCGCCAAGGGAUGUAUCGAUUCAUUGAUGCUCUUUCGAGCGAACCGGAGGAGCUGCCGCCUCGCAUCGGCCUGAACCUCGACCUUGAGAAGGAGCUGGCCUGCAUUCAUCGCCACCUCAACCGUACUCGCGACAAGCUCGAAAAGUACCACGCCAGCCAUGAAGGAUUGAACAUUGAAAAGCUUUUCCCAGUGUUGGACAAGCUCAACCUCACUCGUGAUGAGCGUCUGUCUGAAAUGCAAGCCAUGCAAAAGAGCGCCGAUGAGGACUCGCGCCCGCGACUUCGCAGCAUGUACACGAGCCUCCCAACCACAACACCAACCGGCCCGAAUUCGUCCGAGUCUCGCUCCCGCUCGGCAUCUGCCUCGCUGCUUCAGCUUGAUAAGAUUGACGUGGCUGAGGUCGAAGGCGCCACUGCCAACUAAACUGAACGAAGCUGGCCCCUUUGUAGCAACGCUUCGACGAAUGUGUUUCUUGUUUUGUUUUUCUUUGUUUUGUUUUUGUGAGUGUGUGUGAGCGUCUGUGUGUCCCUUCUUUCUAAAUAACCCACCUCCUUCUUUCCUUUUCACUCUUCUGUCGUGCAGUGUGAUACCUACCGCUGUCGCUGCUGUAUUUUGGUGUGCAUUUUAUCCAAUCCUUGCUCAACUACAUUUUUGACAAAUAAAGUAUCGGUGACAUUGGAAA